This is a messenger RNA of Tachysurus fulvidraco (yellow catfish), 2570 nucleotides long. It is a transcript of the gene gnl2, whose product is annotated as guanine nucleotide binding protein-like 2 (nucleolar). Lineage: Eukaryota; Metazoa; Chordata; Actinopteri; Siluriformes; Bagridae. Gene Ontology annotation, molecular function: GTP binding. The transcript is spliced from 16 exons. The record is from RefSeq and is a predicted model, not a curated record. Bases 124 to 2322 code for a protein of 732 amino acids. Gene Ontology annotation, cellular component: nucleolus.
ACUAAUGACGUACUUCCGGGUCGCCUGCUGAGCUUCGUAGCACGUGUGUUACAGCGAGGCAAAGAAAUUCUCAUCCUAUUCGUUAUUUUCACAUUAAACAGUGAUUUUGAGCUGCGGGGCACAAUGACGAAGCCAAAGUUUAAGGGGAAAAGUUCUAUAAAUCCGUCAAAUUCCAGCAGUAAUCCAGAUCGUGUUAAGGGCUCCGGCGGGAACAAUAUGAGGGACCGUGCCACUAUCAAGCGUCUGAAUAUGUACAGACAGAAGCAGCGAUGCAACAGUCGGGGUAAGGUCAUCAAGCCCUUACAGUACCAGUCCACUGUGGCACCUGGGACUGUAGCUAGAGUUGAGCCCAACAUCAAGUGGUUUGCCAAUACUCGGGUCAUCAAGCAGUCGUCGCUGCAGAAGUUUCAGGAGGAGAUGGACACAGUGAAGAAAGAUCCAUACAGAGUGGUGAUGCGCCAGAGCAAACUUCCCAUGUCCCUACUGCAUGGACGAAUCAAAGCACAUAACUCCAAGGUACACAUUCUGGAUACAGAGACUUUUGAGACCACGUUUGGGCCUAAAGCUCAAAGAAAGAGGCCUAAUCUGAAAGUGGGAGAGCUGAAAGAGCUGGCAGAACAGGCUGAGGCUGAGGCUCAGGGUUACGUUGCAGAGAAGGACCGUGACCUGGUGACUGAGGACAGUGGGGUCAGAGACGAGGUUCGUGAGGAAAUUUUCAAGAAGGGCCAGUCAAAGAGAAUCUGGGGCGAGCUUUAUAAGGUGAUCGACUCCUCAGAUGUUGUGAUCCAGGUCCUCGAUGCUCGGGACCCCAUUGGCACACGAUCCCAGAACAUUGAGACCUACCUGAAGAAAGAAAAACCAUGGAAACACCUCAUCUUUGUACUCAACAAAUGUGACCUGAUUCCCACCUGGGUGACGAAACGCUGGGUUGCAGUACUGUCUCAGGAAUACCCCACGUUGGCCUUUCAUGCCAGCCUUACCAACUCCUUUGGGAAAGGCUCUCUUAUUCAACUCCUCCGUCAGUUUGGAAAGCUCCACGUAGACAAGAAGCAGAUCAGUGUGGGUUUCAUUGGAUAUCCCAAUGUUGGGAAGAGCUCAGUCAUCAACACGCUUCGUUCCAAAAAGGUCUGCAAUGUGGCUCCUAUUGCUGGUGAGACCAAGGUAUGGCAGUACAUCACACUAAUGAGACGCAUUUUUCUGAUUGACUGCCCUGGAGUUGUGUAUCCCUCUGAGGAUAGUGAGAGUGACAUUGUGCUGAAGGGAGUGGUCCAGGUGGAGAAGAUCCGUAACCCGGAGGAUCACAUCGGGGCUGUUCUGGAGAGAGCAAAACCCGAAUACAUCCAGAAAACCUAUCACAUCCCAUCCUGGAGCUCUGCUGAGGAUUUCUUGGAAAAACUGGCCUUUCGCACGGGAAAACUGCUUAAGGGAGGAGAACCUGAUAUGUCCACUGUUUCCAAAAUGGUGCUAAAUGACUGGCAGAGGGGACGCAUCCCAUUUUUUGUCAAACCACCUGGAUCUGAGACUGAUGAGGAGGGUUACACACAGUUGCCAGCAGAGAGGAGUGAAGUGGAUGCGGUUUAUGAAGACCAACUGGAGCAGCAGCACACAGAGGUGACUGAAACCACUGAGUUUGAUGCACAGCUACAGCAGAAACAAGAACAUGUGCAAAGGAUCAUCGCUGGUGUCAAGCAGAACUUUGGCAAAAUUAAUGUCGCUCCCGAGUUCAGCGAGGAAGAUCUCGUACCAGUGGAGAUGCCUGAUCUGUCAGACUCUUGUGGAUCAGAGGAAGAGGAUGAAGAGGCAAGGGAGGAGGAGGAAGAAGAGAAAGAUUUGGAGGAGAAUGGAAAUGCAGAAGCAGAAAAUGUAAAAACAGAGGAAGGAAAAGAGUUGUGUGUUCCUGGCAGUUCUGACAGAGCUGUGGCCAAGAGUACACGUGAGGUGAACAAAGAGUUGGACGAGAAGAUAUCCAAACUGAAGCGUUUCCUCGACAGCGCCAAGUCCAAACGUUUCUCCACCAUUCGAAUUCCUAAGGGCCUUUCAGAGAAGGUUUCUGUUUCGGGUGAAACGAACACACACCAGCAGAACAUAAAGAAGCCACAGUCAAAAGCAGCGGUACAAGUCAACAGGAAGAGAAAGGCUUUCGACAAUGAGGAGCCAGUGCAGCAGAAUAAACUCACAUGUAAAGAGAAACGAAGGCUCGAACGCACACAGAAGAUAAAGAAGGUCGGCGUCCGCUACUACGACACACACAAUGUUAAGAACAAAAAUAAGAACAGACAAGUGCCCACGGAAGGCAAUAAAGGCAAAAGAGCUAAGCGAUAAAACAAUUUGCUUAGUCACAGCUGUAUUUUCUAUGGACUUGUCUAGUUUGGGACAAGGGGGUGCGGGACAUGAAGGUGUAUAUGAGGAGCAUUUACUGUGAGGAACUGGAAUUGAAUCAGAACUUCUCAAAUGCACUUUAUUCAAUACACCAUCCAAUCACUUAACAGUGUGGUCCACUACACCAUAUUUUCUCUGAAAAUGUACAUCAAAGGAGAACUCCUAAAUAAAGUAAACAUAUCGAAACAUUA